This is a messenger RNA of Nicotiana tabacum (common tobacco), 573 nucleotides long. The record is from RefSeq and is a predicted model, not a curated record. Lineage: Eukaryota; Viridiplantae; Streptophyta; Magnoliopsida; Solanales; Solanaceae.
UGAAACAAGAAAAAGAGGGGGCCAUGUAUGAAAUCUCCCUAUCUUCAUUUUUCAAAUACUACUAGAACUUGGUGAAAAUUCCGCUACAAGUUUUGAGAAACUGUCAAGUAUUCAACCAGGGCGCGGGAAUAAGAACCAAACAGCCCUAUGAGCACUUUCUCUACUUUCCAAAAUUACUCAUAAACAAUACUGAAACGCUAUUUUCCCUUGUGCUCCUCUUCAAGAUGGCCCGUAAUAAGGAAGCGGUAGUAUUGGUGAUAGAUGUGGGUCCUUCUAUGCACUCAGUUUUACCUGAGAUUGAAAAAGUUUGCUCCUUGUUGAUACAGAAGAAGCUGAUUUUCAGUAGAUAUGAUGAAGUGGGGUUUGUCUUAUUUGGAACUGCAGAUACCAAGAACGAAUUGACAGAGGAAGUAGGUGGGUACGAACACGUGACAGUUUUGCGGAAUAUCAAAGUUGUAGAUGAAGAUCUUGUUGAUGCUCUACAAAACCUUCCACGAGGAAAUAUUCCCGGAGAUUGUAUCCUCUAUAAUUAUUGAAUUAUGAUAUAGCUUGGACUAGUAAAGUUGUUAAGCA